GCCGGCCGGCCGCCCGGACCCCAGUCCCCGGCGGGCGGGCAGAGGAGGCAGCCGCCCCGCUCUACUGCGCUGGCCCCGCCGCAGCCGCCCGGCGCGCAGCGAUGCGCAGAGGGGCCGCGCCGCCCGGGGGCCGCCGCCGCCGCGCCGCACCAUGAAGCUCCGCAGCAAGGCGGCGGCGCUGCUCCUGCUCGCGCUGGCCGCGCUGCUGCUCGCGCUGCUGUCCCUGCGCGCCGGCCGCGCCGAGCCCCCCGCGCCGCCCGCGCGCCCCGCGUCCGCCCCGCAGCGCCACCCCGCGCCGGCCCCCGCGCGCCUCCCGGGCCCGGGCGCCUUCCCGGGGGCCGGUCCGCGCGCUCGGCGGCGCCGGCCCCCGCGUCCGCGCCCCCGAGCCGGCCGCCGGGGCGCCGCGAGCCUGGAGAAGUUGGCGAGGAGGCCUGGAGAACUCAGGAGUUUCCAGGCUGUGCUGCCUCCAGAGCUCUGGAUCCACUUGGCCGUGGUGGCCUGUGGCAAUCGGCUGGAGGAGACACUGGUCAUGCUCAAAUCAGCUGUACUCUUUAGCCACAGGAAGAUCCAGUUCCACAUCUUCACAGAAGACUCUCUGAAGCCCGAGUUUGAGAAGCAGUUACGACAGUGGCCUGACUCAUAUACAAAGAAGUUCGAGCACCGAAUCUACCCCAUCACAUUUUCGGUUGGAAACCCUCUGGAAUGGAAGAAAUUAUUCAAACCGUGUGCUGCUCAGAGACUCUUUCUUCCGGUGAUUUUAAAGGAUGUGGAUUCACUUCUCUAUGUGGACACCGACGUUCUCUUUCUGAGACCUGUCGAUGACAUAUGGAAGCUUCUGAGGCAGUUUAAUGCCACCCAGCUUGCAGCCAUGGCCCCUGAGCAUGAAAUCCCCAAGAUUGGCUGGUACAGCCGCUUUGCUCGGCACCCUUUCUAUGGCUCUGCGGGAGUUAAUUCAGGAGUCAUGCUGAUGAAUUUAACUCGUAUAAGAAGUGCCCAGUUUAAGAACAGCAUGAUUCCAACAGGCUUGGCUUGGGAGGACAUGUUGUACCCUCUGUACCAGAAGUACAAGAAUGCCAUCACAUGGGGAGACCAGGAUUUAUUAAAUAUUAUUUUUUAUUUCAAUCCAGAGUGUCUCUAUGUGUUCCCGUGCCAGUGGAACUACCGUCCCGAUCACUGCAUGUACGGAAGCAACUGCAAAGAGGCUGAGCGGGAAGGCGUGUCUGUUCUGCAUGGGAACCGAGGCGUCUACCAUGAUGAAAAGCAGCCAACUUUCAAAGCACUCUAUGAAGCAAUACGGGAUUUUCCCUUUCAAGACAAUCUCUUUCAAUCCAUGUAUUACCCUCUCCAGCUGAAGUUUUUGGAGACUGUGCACACUUUAUGUGGACGAAUCCCGCAAGUAUUUUUGAAGCAAAUCGAGAAAACAAUGAAAAGGGCUUACGAGAAACACGUCAUCAUCCAUGUGGGCCCGAACCAGAUGCACUGAAUAUUUUUCAUAUUGUUGCAAGCGGAUUGGGCAUCUCAAGAACAAGGACAUGUCCAUCUUUAAGCUGCCUGGGUCUCUUUCGUGUGAAUAUUUAAUGGUGCUCUGUGACAAUUGCGUUUUAAAAGCUUUGUUAAAUGUUGCUGAAUUAGUCACCCCUAAAAGGAAAUGUGCUUUAAUUUUUUCUAAAAUGGUAUUUAUCUCUCUCUUUUUUAAAAAAAAAAAUAUUAUUACACGCUUAGCAUUGUUCAAGCAGGUUGAGCUAGCUGUGAAGAGGAACUUUUGUGAGCCUUCCAUUUCCUGUUCAGUGUCUGAGACAAUGUCAGAGGCAUCUCGUGUUGUAUAUUUAUCUAGUAUUCUUGAGACUCUUUCUAUGUCAAUGACUCCCCCAUACCCUUCUUGUAAAAGUAAUACAUGCUUGUUGUAAAACAGAAAAAUGUUCAAAGGUUGUAGAGGAGUGGGCGCCUGGGUGGCUCAGUUGGUUAAGUGUGUAACCCUUGAUUUUAGCUCAGGUCAUGAUCUCACAUUUGGUGAGUUUAAGCCCCGCGUUGGGCUCUGCUCUGACAGUGUGGAGCCUGCUUGGGAUUCUGUCUCCCUCUCUCUGUCUCUGCCCCUCCCCUGCUUGCUGUCUAUCUCUCUCUCAAAAUAAAUAAAAAUCAACCUUAAAAAAAAAAAAAAAGUUUGUAGAGGAUGUAGGCCAGUGGACCAAAAUCAAGAUUAGAUUAGCCAUAAUCCUACCAACCAAUUAUUUAAAGGUAGUUACUUCAGCCUUUUUUUUCCUACUCGUAUAUUUAUUUGUUGGUUGUCUUUCCCAUUGUAAUACAUAUCUGAAACAGGUAGUUUGAGUAAAAGCUGGCCCCUAUGCUGAGAUUUUUAUGUUGAGACAAAAAUUUAGACAAAAUAAUUGUAUUUACAGAGCUGGAAGAAGUAUUCAAAUUUCAACUAAUUGGGCAGUGUUAAAGGAUGAAGCAUAUCUGGGGGUAUUUUUCAAGAAAAAUUGUUUAGAUUAGUGGAAGGUUAAAUCAUAAGAAAUAUUUAUGCAACCAUACCUUCUGAAAGGAAAUUCAGUCAUUGUGUUAAACGCAAGGGGUCAGUUUAACAGAGAUGUGUUUUUGUGUUUAACUACAGACAAAAACAUUUUAUCUCUUACUUUCAUAGGUGUGACCUUCUGUCUUCUUUAAACUCUUGGGCAACGGUUGGAAAUUGAAGGCCAACUUCAAACUUACGUGUACAGAAUAGAUAGUUCAGCUGAUUCCAUUGGCAAGAAAAUUCAACUUCCUACCAGCCUUGGAAAGGUCUCUUUAAAUGUUUUUUCUUCUCUAGGCUGACCCAUCCAUUAGCCAAGGAACUGGGCAGGUCUUAUCACCUAGCUACAGUAGAGGAAAUUCUAUAUUCCCCAGAGGGAUCUGACUUAAUCCCUUGUUGCUCCUGUAGCUGGUAACAGGGUAAGAACAUUUUUUAUAAUGCUUUAUUUAUCUCAAAAACCUUGUGCCUAAAUGAUCUUGAUGUUUGCAACAGCCUAAUGAACUUAGUAGGGACCUCUGUCAUUGGACAGAGAAGGAAAUUGUAACCCAAAGAAACAAGCAUACCCAAUAUAAUUGCUGUUCUGUAACACAUACAGGUAUGUAUAAGAUGCAUCCUCUUUUACAGAGGAAGUUUGGAGACAAAAAUAUUAAAUAAUUUUCAUCAUAUAUAGACAGUAAUCAAAGUAUAAAAUGAAAAAUAAUAUUUUGUUAACGCAAAUAUGGUAUGCUAUAUAUUGGAACCUGGUAGGAUAUCAUAGGUACUAUAUCCACAGAAGAAGUCUUAACCGUGCAAAAAUAUAUGAAAACCUCAGCACUACAAAGAAAUAUGUAGAUGCCAAUUAAUAUUGGGAUAUAGUACCAUUAUGGUAGUAGCAAAUUUUAAAAUGUUAAAGUAUUAGCCCAUACCCUCCUUUUGAUCAGUUGGGUGUCAGGUGAUUUAUUUUUGUUAAGGAAAUUACCAUUAAGAUGUGGAACUCUUCACUGUUAUAUUUUAUGUUUCCUCAUUUCACCAUUAAAGGUGAUGUCAUUCGUUAGUUUAUGUCUAAAGUCUGUGGAGGAAUUUUUGGAUUGUCUUUUGGAUGGAGGAAAAGUACCCUACAUACCCACAAAUAUGGUUUUACUGAAAGAGCCAGGAUGUGAACAUGAUUGCCUGACUUCCAUUCCAGUUUUGCUACAUGUUCAGCAUGGCCACCAAACCCUACAAACGUCAUUCACAUUUUUGGUGGUUUAUAAACCUAAAAAAGUUCUAUUCCUCCUCUGGUGAGUCCUACAAAAAAUGUGCUAUAAAGACUUUGAAUAUAGAAACGCCUUUUCUUUUAUGAGAAUCUUACCCGCAACUCUUAACUAUUGGUUCUGGUCUGAAUACAUAGAAUCAGAUUUCCAGCAAAGGUCCAUGAUGCAAUUCUAGAACAUUCUAGAAUGAUGCACGAUGAGAAUGUGAAACCUUAGAAUUUAGUGUGGUUUUCUGCCUUGGAAUUUCUUCAUGGUAUCCUGAAAUUUUGAGGUGAGUCUGGUGGAGAAUCUGCAGUUAAUUUUCUCUCACAAUCCCUACUACCUGAAAAUGCUAAUUGUUUUCCAUCCAGUAUAUUACCAUGAGGCGGUGUUUCCUCUGCCUUUGAUAAUUCCCAGACAACUACUACAUUAAUGCUUUUAAAAUCUGGGAACCACAGAUUUUAAUUUGGUGGACUCCUAAAACAUGUACCCUGUGAUCUGAAGUUUGCCAAAGGUUGGGUUGUUCCAUAUGGCACGUAGAAUCUAUACAGGAAGAGCAUGACACUGGUUCUGUCAUCCCCUCUUCUUGUUUCCUUCAGAAUUCUAUUCAAACACAUGUGACUACAGAGUUCCACUGGAAAAAUGAAAGAACAGGGUCUAGGAGCAAAAUGUAACAGUAUUGUUGUAUGCAUUGAGACUGAGACGUUCAGUAGUAGGGUCACUAGAAAUGCUUACAAUAUUUUUCUUGCUGAGUUUUUCUUUUCUAAUAUAAACCUCAGAAAUUGUGACUUACAUUGAAAAUUUCAACAUUAAAAAAAAUUAACUGGCUAGAAAAUAUGUUCAAGUUUUCCUUCAACUUCCUGAAUGACAGUUUAGCAUUUCAGGGUAUGACACUCCAGCUUUGCUAUUUAUUUGAAAUGUCUAAUACAUAUUCAGGACUUCCAUUGCAAAUUGUGACUAUGGGUGGAUUUAUUAUUGAAAUGGGUAUUUAUAUGGACUCAUCCAGGUUGGAGAGUAUUUAUCUUAUUACAAUUAUGGUGUUGAUAAAACAAGCAUGCCAUACAAAAACUUAUUCACGGUCACAAAAUAGGGAUCCGGUGAUAGAGUAAUUACUCCAACCCACCUGGAGGACAGGACAACAUUUGUACAAAUUUAGGUUUAUGUGUAAAUUUUGCCUGUUAUUUAUACAAA
Molecule: messenger RNA, 4908 nt
Organism: Leopardus geoffroyi (Geoffroy's cat)
Lineage: Eukaryota; Metazoa; Chordata; Mammalia; Carnivora; Felidae
Gene: GXYLT2
Product: glucoside xylosyltransferase 2
Exons: 7
Coding region: 152-1483 (443 amino acids)
Biological process (GO): protein O-linked glycosylation via N-acetylgalactosamine
Molecular function (GO): UDP-xylosyltransferase activity
Source: RefSeq, a predicted model, not a curated record